Messenger RNA from Scheffersomyces amazonensis, 1319 nucleotides. RefSeq lists its product as uncharacterized. The transcript has a single exon. Bases 180 to 1226 code for a protein of 348 amino acids. Lineage: Eukaryota; Fungi; Ascomycota; Pichiomycetes; Serinales; Debaryomycetaceae. The record is from RefSeq and is a predicted model, not a curated record.
GCAACUAUUGUAAAGAAACAAGCAACACAAUACUAGGUGUUUAGAAAGUUCUAAUUUAUACUUCGGAGUAUUACUUAUGGUUUUAGAAAUAAAUUCAUCUAGUUUUGGGAACUACUUUAGAAGAAGCUUUUGAACAGCCUGUAUUUGUUAAGAUAAGAUAAGGGAUAAGCACGAUAAAGAUGGUAAUUCGUCCUGCAACUCAUGCGGGAUCAUGGUACUCUAAUAAUCCUGCUAAAUUAAAGACACAAUUAGAAGGGUUUUUUCAUAAAGCCAAAAAGCUAGAACAUUCAUUAUCGCAAGAAAAGGUUAAAGAAUCUAUUCAUGGUGCUAGAGUAUUAAUUGGACCACAUGCUGGAUUUGCAUAUUCUGGUGAGAGAUUAGCUGAAACAUUUACUGUAUGGGAUAAAUCUAAAGUAAAGAGAAUCUUUAUGUUGGGUCCAUCACAUCAUGUAUACUUUAAGAACUCCGUGCUUGUAUCUCAAUUCAAUGAAUAUGAAACUCCAUUUGGUAACAUACCUGUUGAUAAUGAUACAAUUGAUGAAUUACUUUCAAUUAAAUCAUCAAGUAAAUCUAGAGGUCCAGUAUUUAAGUAUAUGUCAUCAGAAGUAGAUGAAGAUGAGCAUUCAUUUGAAAUGCAUGCUCCAUUCAUAUAUCAUGCAACUAGAAAUUUACCUCAAGGAACUCCUAAAAUUAUUCCCAUACUUAUCAGUGGAAUGGAUGAUAAAUUAGGUGAGGAUUUAGCCAAUGCAUUAUUACCAUAUCUUGCCAAUGAAGAGAAUCAUUUCGUUGUAAGUUCUGAUUUCUGUCAUUGGGGUCAAAGAUUUGGUUAUUCAAAGUAUAUCCCCACUAAAAAUGAUACAUCCAUUACUGAAUUAGGAUCUAAUUUAGUUGAUUUGGGAAUGUUUCAAAGGCUAAGUUCAAACGACCUUCCAAUUCAUGAAUCAAUAGAAUUCUUAGACAAAUUUGCUAUGCAAAUCGCCAGUGAUGGAAAAUAUCACGAAUGGAGAAACUAUAUAACUACAACAGGCAACACUAUUUGUGGUCAGAAACCAAUCGGAGUGAUAUUGAGAUUAUUAGAGCUCUUUACUGAAUCGCAGUCGCAGUCGCAGUCGCAGCAACAAUCUUUACCACCUUCAUUUAAGUGGAUUGGUUACUCACAAAGUAACGCAGUCUACAAGCCUAACGACAGUAGUGUAUCCUAUGCCUCUGGCUAUGUCGUGUUAUGAGCCAUGUCACCAUUAUGAAACUGUAACGAAAUGUGUAGAAACUAUAUACACCUAAAUAAAUAAAUAAAUAAAUAAAUAAAUAUAUGCUAAUGC